This is a messenger RNA of Nannizzia gypsea CBS 118893, 372 nucleotides long. RefSeq names its product progesterone binding protein. The record is from RefSeq and is a predicted model, not a curated record. Bases 1 to 372 code for a protein of 123 amino acids. Lineage: Eukaryota; Fungi; Ascomycota; Eurotiomycetes; Onygenales; Arthrodermataceae. Gene Ontology annotation, cellular component: endomembrane system; membrane. The transcript has 3 exons.
AUGGCUGACCCAAAGAGUAUCAUGUCCCCCGUGGCCACGAACCUCAACCCACCAAAGAGCGACCCUAUCUCGCUCGCAGAUCUAGCAAAAUCAGACGGCUCUGAUCCCAGCCGUCCUACUCUCGUUGCCAUCAAGGGAGAUGUCUUUGACGUCUCUGGAAACGCAGCAUAUGCUAAGGGAGGGAACUAUAACGUAUUCGCCGGCAAGGAUUCCUCCAGAGCCCUCGCAAAGUCCUCGCUGAAGCCAGAAGACUGCGUUCCUGAAUGGAGUGACCUUGGAGAUAAGGAGAAGGGGGUCCUAGAGGACUGGCACAAGUUCUUCAGCAAGAGAUAUAACAUCGUGGGAAAGGUUGCGGGAGCAACUAACCUAUAG